AUGAGUGACCACAAGGAAGUCCACCACGUUCGGAUUGCGGACGAGGCCCAGUCUCGCUCCGACCAUCCGAGACGUCUGCUCCAUCGCACUGUCUCAAAUUCCUCGAUGUCAAUUCACAGCACUCAUAGCAGGGUUGCAGCACCAGAGGCAGUCCUCCCGAUUACUUUCCGGACUCUUUCCUAUAAUAUAACCGAGGACUUAAAUAAUGGGGCGCCUUUGGCGAGGAAAGAUGCGAAACAGAUACAUGAUCUGGAGAAGCUAGAUUGGCAUCUAGUUUCAGUCGACGAGUUGUUCCAACGGCUUUCAACAUCACCUUCCCAGGGGCUUUCUGUUGAACAGGUUGCUAGACGUACAGCAGAAUAUGGCAAAAACAAGCCUUCUCCCCCACCAUCUGGCCUGUUUCGAAAGAUCGUGGGCUAUGUUUUUGGCGGUUUUGGCAUAUUACUUUUCUUGGGCUGUAUUUUGGUCUUUAUCGCAUGGAAACCGCUUGGGGAUCCCCCCGCCGUUGCGAAUCUCGCCCUUGCCAUCGUCCUCGCCGCUGUCUUCUCCAUACAGGCAGCAUUCAAUGCUUGGCAGGAUUGGUCUUCCUCGAGAGUUAUGGCUUCGAUUACCACUAUGCUUCCGGAUGAGUGCAUGGUCGUUCGAGAUAGCAAGCAGGAAUGUACAACCACGACUGAACUUGUGCCCGGCGAUAUCGUCAAAAUCAGGCAAGGAAACAAGCUCCCCGCAGAUGUUCGUUUUAUUCAGGUGUCGUCUGAUGCUAAGUUUGAUCGUUCAAUCCUUUCUGGCGAGUCCGAACCUUCUCAAGGGACUGUCGAUUCUACAGACAACAAUUAUCUCGAAACACGUAACAUUGGGCUCCAAGGCACCCAUUGUGUCUUUGGGACUGCAACCGGUGUUUGUGUCGCUACUGGAGACAACACAGUGUUUGGACGGAUUGCUGGACUAACAAAUAAACCACGGCACGAAUUCACUCCUUUACAAAAGGAGAUUCUCCGAUUUGUAUUGAUUAUAGUCGGCUUCAUUGCUACUGUUGUUAUCGUAGUUGUGGUGCUAUGGGCAGCUUGGUUACGUAGAGAUCAUCCCAACUGGAUCAACGUUCCACUUCUCAUCGUCAGUUGCGUCUCAGUCGGAAUCGCCUUUGUGCCAGAAGGACUCCCAGUUGCUGUCGCAAUGAGUCUCACUAUUGGUGCAAAUAUUAUGAAGAAAAAUAAAAUCCUCUGCAAGUCUCUUGCAACCGUCGAGACCCUUGGUUCGGUUUCUGUUAUUUGCUCGGAUAAGACUGGAACCUUGACUAAGAACGAGAUGUUUGUGACUGAUUGUUUCGCUGGCGGGGGAGAAUACACCGAGGAGGCUGCACGAAGAGCUAUUAUUGGAGGAAGAAACACUAACCUUUUACUUGAAAAAUCCCUAGAUCAGCUCCGCAUAGUUGGUGGCUUAUGCAACGCAGCGGAGUUUGAUGCUUCUACUUUAGGUUACCCGCCUGGUCAAAUGAAAAUGCAUGGUGAUCCGACAGAUCAAGCUAUCCUCCGUUUCUCAGAAACUUUGGGACCCGUCAACCAGCUUCGGAGCGACACAAAGACUCUUUUUGAGAUCGCUUUCAACAGUCGGAAUAAGUUCAUGAUCCGAAUAAUGCACUCAUUGAAGGCUGGCGUUGAAGACAUGCUUUAUAUUAAAGGGGCCCCCGAUGUUUUGAUCUCCAGAUGCGGAAGUAUUCUUCAAAAAGAUGGUACCACACGAGCCCUCUCAAGUGUGGAUCUAGCAGGGAUCGAAGCGGUCAAGGAUAAAUGGUCUCGUAAUGGACAGCGCGUCAUUCUUGUUGCCCAAAAACCACUUGGAUCAAACGCGGGCAACCUUCUGUCGUCUUCAAAUGUGGAGAAAGCUGUUCUAGAUGAGGCUAAGGAGAACUUGACUUUCCUGGGACUUGUUGGUCUAAAAGACCCUGUUAGGGAGGAGAUCCCUAGCGUUAUCAAAACUCUCCGAACUGCUGGAAUUCGAAUAAUGAUGGUGACGGGAGACUUCAAGCUUACCGCACAAGCAAUCGCCAUCGAUUGUGGAAUUAUUAAAACACCACCAGCUCUUAUCCACGGAGUCGAUGAUCUGGCCCGUGACUUCGUAUCUUCACCAGAGAAGGGAGAAGAAACAUUUCAGUCCAUCGUUGUAAGUGGCCCUGAGCUAACGACCCUCAACCAAAAUCAAUGGAAACAACUCUGCAAAUACCAAGAGGUCGUUUUCUCCCGCACCACACCGGAACAGAAGCUUCGAAUUGUUAAAGAAUUCCAAGCGGAUGAGAAUAUCGUUUCUAUGACUGGUGAUGGUGUAAAUGAUGCGCCAGCCUUGAAGGCCGCCGAUGUAGGUGUCGCGCUUGGUAGUGGCUCUGAUAUCGCUAUCGAGGCAGCGGACAUGGUGCUACUUGAUUCCUUUUCUGCUAUCGUGGAAGCCGUAAGAUAUGGACGCGUGGUCUUUGAUAACUUGAAAAAGACCAUCAUAUAUCUUCUGCCAGCUGGCAGUUUUAGCGAAUUUUGGCCAGUUAUGGCAAAUGUCGCUCUGGGUGUUCCGCAGGUUCUGUCUUCAUUCUUAAUGGUAUGCCUCUUCACAGAUGCUGCAGGUGCCAUCACCUUAGCAUACGAAAAGCCGGAAUCAGAUAUCCUCCUUCGACCACCGCGUGUCCCAAAGAGGGAUCGUCUCGUAAACUCCCAACUUAUCUUAUAUGCCUACGGAUUUAUCGGCGUUUUCGAGUGUGCGCUCUCAUUCAUAAUGGCAUUUUGGUAUAUGGAGAGACGCGGCAUCCCAUUCAGUGCCAUGGCUCUGAAAUACGGAUCGAUGGACCCCAAAUAUGACCCGGACUAUGUCACGGAGAUAACCAAUAAGGCAUCUUCGAUAUACUUCGUUAAUUUGGUCGUCAUGCAGUUUUUCAAUCUUCUCGCCAUUCGCACCAGACGACUAAGUCUCUUCCAGCAGCCGCCGAUUUUCAAUAAAGAGACAAAUAACCCGGCUAUCUUUAUUGCCAUGGUAUUCGCCCUGUGCAUUGUGUUUAUUUUCUGCUACAUCCCCAGCCUCCAGAAUUCCGUUGCAACCACAUCAGUGCCGGUCGAGUACUUUUUCCUACCCGUCGCGUUUGGCCUCAUACUGCUUGUGCUGGACGAAACUAGAAAGUACUGUGUCCGGCGCUGGCCAAAGGGGAUCCUCGCGAGAAUUGCCUGGUAA
Messenger RNA from Paracoccidioides brasiliensis Pb18, 3207 nucleotides. RefSeq lists its product as uncharacterized. Gene Ontology annotation, biological process: potassium ion import across plasma membrane; intracellular potassium ion homeostasis; sodium ion export across plasma membrane. Gene Ontology annotation, molecular function: ATP binding; P-type sodium:potassium-exchanging transporter activity; ATP hydrolysis activity. The record is from RefSeq and is a predicted model, not a curated record. The transcript has 14 exons. Gene Ontology annotation, cellular component: membrane. The coding region runs from base 1 to 3207 and encodes 1068 amino acids.